CUCGAAAGUCACCCUUCCAUCGCCCUUCACUUGACUUCCCUCUUUUACAAGGUGAAGCAAGCUGAAAGUCUCUCUCUCUAUUUCUCAGCUUGGGAGAUAAUUCAUGCACGACUGAGGUGCCUAAUUAGCCGGACCAAUAUGUCGCAACGUGUACACAUUCUCUUUACUAUUGUUCCACUCAUUUUCGCCUCACUCAGGCUGGCCGGAUUCCAGACCGCGUUCCAGGUGUCGAAUUGACGAUUCAGCCCCUUCCGCUCCUUCCAAACCGCCCUCUGCCAGAUCACAUACAUACAUACAUACAUACAUAUCCCCAGUACCUUCCCGCCCCAACCUUUCAUAUCGUCAUAUGUUCAUGAAAGAUUUCGAGUCUCGGUUGUCGGGCGCCCAUUGUACACGCGACCAUGGCUCGGGGGAAGGGCGCCGCAGAGCCCGAAAAGACUCAACGGCUUUCCCUUGCUGAGCUGGCCGCCCAUGACGACGUGUGCUCAGACGUCAUGAUAGAUAAUGCUUAUUACAAGUCAAGAAUCAGAAAGAACCGCACUAAACACAUCCCAAUCCGCGGCAUCAAGGAAGACGAAGUCCCUCGGAUCUUAUUGCACAAGGUUAUUGUCGACAAAGAUGUGAAGGGCGCAGAGAAGGCUCUUCUCGCGCUUCCAGGAUUGAAGAGAUACAAAAAGAGUUUACGCACCAAAGGUGAACAGGAACAUUUCUUGAACCACUUGAGAAAGUACAUUGAUAUGUACCAAACCGAUUGUGCUUGGGAGGUGUCUACAACUAAUCGCUACACUAUCACCACCUACGAGGCGGCCGUCACAGCCAGGAGACGCAUCAGACAGGGAGACACGAUCAAAUAUCUUACCGGCACACUAGUCCCUCUGACCACCGAGGAGUCGGCUGACUUGGACUUGACGAAUCGCAACUUUAGCAUCGUCGUUUCCAGUCGCAAGAAAAAUUCUUCCAUCUUUUUGGGUCCCGCUCGCUUCGCCAACCAUGACUGCGAUGCAAAUGGGCGUCUUGUGACGCGUGGAGAAAAUGGCAUGGAAGUCGUUGCCAUGAAGAAUAUUGAGGUGGGCGACGAGAUCACUGUUUCAUAUGGCGAUGACUACUUUGGAGAUGGCAAUAUCGACUGCUUGUGCCAUACGUGUGAACAACUCGAGCGGAAUGGCUGGACAUCCAAGGCUGGCAUCCUUGACACUCCUAGUCGCGCCUGCACUCCACUUAAUGAACCACAAACAGCUGUCCAACCUCGAGGCCUAAAACGGAAAAGAAACUCAAAUCCUUCAUACUCUUCUUCCGUACCUCCCCCAUCGAAGCAUGCCAAAGUCGUCCAGUCGCCGUCCAAAUUGCAACAUUCUUGGACGCCAUCGGACAGUCCAGAUGCGGAAUUGCCACUACUUCCAAUAGAGCGAAAGUCCGAACCGAUCGAAAAUCUGCGAGCUGUGGUUUCCGAGGUAGCAGCGACACUCUCGCCACCUCAUAGUCCUUCCCAGUCAGAAAAACGCGAGUCCGGAAAGUCAUCCGUUCAGUUGGACCCAGAGUCUUCGGCUCCGGAAGAUAGUAUGGAUCAUGCACUUGAGUCCCGGACGUCGCUUGGCUUAUCAAAGGCACAAGCGGAUUACAGUGAAAGCAGGAAGGUUGCCAAACUUAUAGGCAAGAUAUCAUCGCGUGCUUUGUUGUCCCCAGCACCGACUUCUCCUUCCAGCCAUGGUUCUACACUCGAGGCGGGCCCAAUGAGCCGGCCAAAUGAGGCUCCUCAUAACAUCGACGCAGUUGUCACAAUCAAGGUCGAAACGGUCGAGACAACGAAGAUGGAGGAAGAUGAGGAUACAAUUAUCGUUAUUCCGUCUAGGCGAAACUCUGCACAAACCAGUAACAACGUUCACAAACCGCAAGAGCACCAUACUACAUCGACCGUGCCUCACGCUAUCUCGACUCUGUCCACCACAACAGUCAGUAAAGAGGUCCGUCCUGUCGACUCGUCCAGAGCUGCAGCCACGGAAAAUAGUGUGUUACCAUCCAUAGAACCGAUCAAUGCCACAACCACCGUGGCCAAAUUGACGGUCCACCCAGUGACUGGCACCAUCCGCAUUGCUGGCGACUACAUUCUCACGAGAAAGUUGCUUGCCCAACCACAUGAUCGGUGGGUGCAAUGCCACAACGAUAAAUGUCUCGGUUUCUUCAUUCAACCCAACGGAUACCAGACGAGGCGGGAGUGCCCGCGAUGCGAGCGCCAUAGUAUGCUCUAUGGAUAUCCCUGGCCAAAAACAGACCCAGAUCCGCGCAAAUUGCUUGAGCGCAAGUCUCAGGGCAAUGGUCGUGGUAAGAAAAACAACGCUCAGGCAAUCGAGUACAGUGCGUACAGACGGAAGGGGAGAUGUGGGAAGGGGACGUGGGUGGAAGGUGGAGGAGACCCAGAAGAACGGGUUAUGGACCAUCGCACGAUCCACCGCUUCGUAUUGCCCGAGGAGGAGAGAGAGUUGACUCGAAAGGGUCUACUGAAAGAAGCAGAAGUUGCUCGAGCGGCUGGGGACCAUGCCUUAGCCAUCUUGGAGGCGAGGAUGCGCGCAGGUUCCAGCUCUGGGGUCCUCAACCACGGAAUGGGAACGGAAAGUGCUACGAGGGACGCAAGCGAGAGUGGGAGUGCCACUCCUGAUGAGUUGAGGAGGAGAAGCAAUCGCUUUGUCACGAGGCCUGUGGGUGUCUACACAGACAGAUUCUAGGCGCAGAUGUGGGAACAUGUACCCAGGUACAGUGACAGCAAGAGGUAAUGUCGACGUCGUCAAUGACGUUGUUUGACCUGCAGGAAGAGGGGGAAAUACCGAGGGUCUGAAGAAUCGAGACGCGGUGGGGAGCUGUGGUCAUUAUUCUUUGUGGAGAGCAAGGAGGGUGAACCUGUACCCAGAAAGCAGAGAGGAAGAUCAGUACAUAAUGCUGUACCAGAGUUAUUCCGGACGUUGGCUGUUGAUCACGAGCAAUUUGGAGACCAUACGAAAUCAGCCGAAGAUGUUGUGAGAACAUAGCUCGACUGUACAAGGUACGGAAAAGCAACAUAACGUUGAAGCCUGUAGCACACAGUGCGUCAGGGCCAUAGAUAUUUUCAACACGAUCCGCAAAGGGGGUGCCGACGUCAAAAAGGAGCCAAUAGCGCCGAGCUGAUAACGAAG
Molecule: messenger RNA, 3164 nt
Organism: Cladophialophora immunda
Lineage: Eukaryota; Fungi; Ascomycota; Eurotiomycetes; Chaetothyriales; Herpotrichiellaceae
Exons: 2
Coding region: 402-2720 (772 amino acids)
Cellular component (GO): nucleus
Molecular function (GO): histone H4K20 methyltransferase activity; protein binding
Source: RefSeq, a predicted model, not a curated record